Molecule: messenger RNA, 246 nt
Organism: Dracunculus medinensis (Guinea worm)
Lineage: Eukaryota; Metazoa; Nematoda; Chromadorea; Rhabditida; Dracunculidae
Source: the annotation of a GenBank genome assembly
AUGGUAUCAAAGCUUUGGGUGGCUGCUGGUGAUUCGCCUGUAACGAUAUCCCCAAAUGGCUCUAUGGUGAAAGGGUCAAGUCUUUUUGACACGAUGAAAGGGAAAGUUCUAUACGGAAUUUUAACUGCAACAUCUCCACUGAAAAAAUGUCGUGGUCAUAAUCAAAGGAAACCCCGCAUAGGCUGCGAUGCCGCUACAAUGAACUCGUUGAUUGGCAGAUAUGGUGGCAUCGAGGUGCACCAAUAG